Molecule: messenger RNA, 804 nt
Organism: Acanthosepion pharaonis
Lineage: Eukaryota; Metazoa; Mollusca; Cephalopoda; Sepiida; Sepiidae
Source: the annotation of a GenBank genome assembly
AUGCCAAUUGAUACAAGACGUAUUACGGGCCCAGAAACAUCACAAACUCCCUAUUCAUUUUGUAAAGAACCGGAAAAGAAAGCAUUGCUGGAUGAAAACCAAGAAAGAUGGGAUGGAAGAUCACAUGACCAGAUGCGACCCACAUUUCUACGAGCUGGUGUGAUCAGCCAGGCUAAAGGUUCAGCCUAUAUUGAACUCAACAAAACCAAAGUGAUAUGUGCAGUGUACGGACCAAGGGAGAUAACUCGUCGUGAAGAGUUCAGCAUGAAGGGUCAGUUAACAUGUGAAUUUAAAUUUGCCACCUUUUCCUGUCAGCUCCGUCGUCAACAUCAACCUGACAAUCAAGAGAAAGAUCUUUCUAUCCAAUUGUUGGAAGCCCUUGAGCCAGCUGUGUGUCUUCACAAAUUUCCCAAAGCACAAGUCAAUGUAUAUGCCACAGUUCUUGAAAAUGAUGGAAGUGCCCUUGCUGCUGCAAUCACAUGUGCUUCUGUAGCCCUGGCUUAUGCUGGUAUUGAGAUGUAUGAUCUUGUAUUGAGUGCCUCUUUGAGACUAGCUGGAGACAUUGUUCUUCUUGAUCCUUCUGAAAAUGAGGAAUUUAAGCCACAGAUGGAUCUGCAAGUGAAUAAUGGAAGCCUGACUGUAGGGUACAUGCCUUCUUUGAACCAAAUCUCAGCACUCACCUCGAGUGGAGAGUGUCAGCUUGAUGUUCUUACAAAGGCUAUAAAACUUUGCAUUGAAAACUGCCAGAAGGUAUAUCCAGUCAUCCAACACUGUUUAAUGAAAUCAAAAAAUCUUGAGGAAUAA